GUACAGGAACUGGUCAACGAUCGCAGAUAAUUACAUAUAAGGAGAGAACUUUGACGCAUACGAUUUUGAGAUAGGCCCAUUCCUCCAAUGAUGAGGUUCCUCAAACCCGGCAACAAGCACGUCGUCCUCCACGCUCAUGCAACCGCCCAGCAGGGACACAGUAAACCCCUGACUUACCUCGCGGUGCUAAUUCUUGAGAGCCGCUUUGAAGUGAUAACUACAUUCUCAACAAGUGUAGCAAUGUUAUUCAAAAUCAAGGGCCAGUCGGAAAGAUUGCACCCAACCCGGUACCAGGCCAUUCAAUCGCGCCUCAAUGUACUCGACGUUUCGGGCCCGAUCUGCAAUCCUCGCUUGCCGUUGAUGGGCUUUGCACCUGCAUAUGAUGCAUUACACAAUAGAGAGCCUCUCAUUCUUCUUCCUUCGGGAAAAAAAUCGCCGGAUUACCUGCGCCUAGUCUGAUCGAUGUAGGAGUGGCUUCCCCACAGAAAACUUACGACUUCAUUCUUAUCCUCAUUCAGCCUUUUACCGCGUAUGCUGUCGAAGCAAUACCGUACGGGUUAUGAAAAAGGACCUCCCUAUCCUUGCAUACUGCACCUGCGGGGGGAGCCUUAUGAGUGUAAUGGGGAAGUACCUGGAAGUACUGAAUAUUAUCCCCGGGUUAGCACCUUUAUUCGACUAUGAAUGGUUUCCGCAAAAGACCCGU
Messenger RNA from Lentinula edodes (shiitake mushroom), 703 nucleotides. RefSeq lists its product as uncharacterized. The transcript has 4 exons. Bases 88 to 459 code for a protein of 123 amino acids. Lineage: Eukaryota; Fungi; Basidiomycota; Agaricomycetes; Agaricales; Omphalotaceae. The record is from RefSeq and is a predicted model, not a curated record.